AUGACAGUAAAACCCGAAUUUAUAUUCAAUGAAAAUGUUCAAUAUAAUCAAAUAAAGUGUAAUACUAAAACUAUUGAAUCUUUGAAACUAUCAUCAUAUCAAUAUAUUAAAUUGUUUAUUUCAGAUAAACAUUGUUUAAUAGUUGAAGUUAUACCAGAUGUAACCAUUGAAGACAACACCAUAUUAUUAUCAAAUCAAAUAAUUAAUAAAAUUGGUAAUAAAAAUCAAAUAAAUAGAUAUAGUUUUAAUUUUGAACCAAUAGAAAUUAUAUCAAAUAAUAAUAAUAAUAAAAAUAAAAAUAAUGUCACAAUUACAAUAAAAAAUAUUAAUAGCCCAUAUAAUGGAAAGAUUUUAAAUAAUUCAAUAAAAAGAUUCUUUUCAUAUAAGCCAAUUAUUAAAGAUUGUGAAUAUUUAUGUCCUAUGGUCGGUAAUAUGUGCAUAUUUAGGGUUGUAGAUAUUAAAAGAAAUAAUAAUAAUAGUAAUAAUAAUAAUAAUAAUUAUGGUGAUAAUGAUAGUUCCUUUGAACAUAUUCAAGAAUUUUUAGAAAAUAAUAAUAAUAUUAAUGAAAUUAUUAUAAUGGAUGAUAAUACCCCAGAAAAUAAAGAGUUGAAUAUAGAGUUAAUCGAUAUAAAAGAACAAGUUGAACAAUUAUCAGAAUUUUUAAAAUUAAAAUUUAAUACCUCAUUUAGUAACAACAACAACAAAUAUAGCAAUCAAUUGAAUUUCUUAAAAUCAAAAGGUAUUUUAAUUGAUGGACCAGAAGGCACAAGCAAAUUACAAUUAAUAGAAUAUAUAGCUCAACAAUAUAACUACAAAUAUUUAAAUUUAAAUGAAUUAGUUAAUGGUGGUAGUGGUGGUGGUGGUGGUGAACAGUUAAACUCAAAAGAACCAAUGAUUUACAUAUUAAAUAAUUUAGAUUCAAUUGUUGGUAAAAUCAGUGAUAAUGAGAAUAGUUACCAAAAGAAAGUUAUUCAAAGAUUAACAAAUUUCAUUGAUCAUAUAAAGUCUAAUGAAAUUAUUUUAUCAACAUGUACAUCAGUUGAAAAUAUUGACCAAUCAAUAACACGUGCUGGUAGAAUUGAUAAAUUUAUACAUUUAACAAUUCCAACACAAUCUAAAAGAAUGUUAAUCCUUUCAAACCUUUUAAAGAAUACACCAUUACAAUAUGACACCAAUAAUAAUAAUGAUGAUAUUGAUCAGUGUAAAAUAAAAGAUAAAGAACAAUUUAUAGUUGAAUUAAGUAAAAUUACACCAGGUUUCCUUUUUAAAGAUUUAACAAAAUUAUGUAGAACUGUAUCAUUAUUAACAGUUUCAAGUUUUGAAGAAGAAGAAGAAGAAGAAAAUGAAAAUGAAAAAGAAAUUAAAAUUUCAUUUAAAAUAUUUAAAGAGGCAUUAAAAUUUAUUAAACCAUCAACGUUAAUAAAUUUUGAUGUUACAGUUCAAAAUGUUAAAUGGGAUAGAAUUGGAGGUUAUAAACAAGUUAAAGAAAGAUUUAGACAAUUAAUUGAAUGGCCAUUAAAAUAUCAAGAUACAUUCAAGAGAUUAUCAUUGAAUAAUUCAUCAGGAUUAUUAUUACAUGGUCCAUCUGGUUGUGGUAAAAGUUUAAUGGUUAAAGCAAUUGCAACAGAGAUGAGUAUAAAUUUCAUAUCGAUUAAGGGUUCAGAUAUCUAUUCUAAAUGGUUAGGUGAAAGUGAAAGAAUCAUAAGAGAUUUAUUCAAGUCUGCUAGAUUAUCGUCACCGUGUAUCAUGUUUUUCGAUGAAAUCGAUUCAUUGACACUCUCAAGAGGCAGUGGUGACGAUAAUGAGGAUGGCGGUACAUCCAAACGUAUCCUUAGUCAAUUGUUGAAUGAAAUGGAUGGUAUCCAAGUAAAGAGUCAAAUAUUCUUAAUUGGUUGUACAAAUUCAAUUCAGUCAAUCGAUAGUGCUCUAUUGAGACCUGGUAGAUUCGAAUCAUUAAUUCAUAUAGAUUUACCAAGUCUUGAUGAUCGUUUAGAUAUUUUAAAUGUACUAUCAACAAAUUCUUUAAAUUUCAAUAAAGAUGAAAUCACCCAACAAGUAUGGUUAGAUAUCGCUACUCAAACCAGUGGUUUCACAGGUUCACAAUUAUAUGAUCUUUGUAAUCAAGCUGGUAUCAUUCAAUUAGAAACUGACAUCGUCAACUCUCAAUCAAUUUCAAAACAAUCCUUAUAUGAAAGUUUAAAUAAACUUAAAAAUUAA
Dictyostelium discoideum AX4 is the source of this 2217-nucleotide messenger RNA. RefSeq lists its product as hypothetical. The record is from RefSeq and is a predicted model, not a curated record. The transcript is spliced from 2 exons. Lineage: Eukaryota; Evosea; Eumycetozoa; Dictyosteliales; Dictyosteliaceae. The coding region runs from base 1 to 2217 and encodes 738 amino acids. Gene Ontology annotation, molecular function: ATP binding; ATP hydrolysis activity.